Molecule: messenger RNA, 829 nt
Organism: Ectocarpus sp. CCAP 1310/34
Lineage: Eukaryota; Phaeophyceae; Ectocarpales; Ectocarpaceae
Source: the annotation of a GenBank genome assembly
AUGCUCACUGGCGAGGGAGUAGCGCAGCAGCAGCAGCAGCAGCAGCAGCAGCAGCAGCAUCACAGGGAACCUUUUCGAGUGGGAGAAGUUGUUGAGAGGGAUAUUGACGGCGUCUGGUUCCCUGCUAAGGUAGUUGCCGUUCACGAGAAGAAAGACGAAGCAGUACCAUCGGGUGGUUCCGGCUCCAUCGGGCGACGGCGGCAGCUGGCGUACGACCUCUUCUACCUCGACGACAAUAACCGAGAAAGCGAGGUACCUGAGGAGGAUAUUCGCGUUGUCUAUGACUACGGUACCAAAACGAAAGAAAGCAUGUUGUUGCUGCUGGGCACGGAGCACGAAAGGGGUGGUGACAGCACGGCAGCGCGGGGACAUAGCCAUGGUGGUGGUGACUCGAAGAGCCUUGAUGCACGGCAAUAUGUUGAGGCCGGAGCAAACAGUAGAAGUCGGGGACAGGACGGAGGGAAGGACGGAGGCGUCCACGACGAAGACGGCGACGGUCACGCGGGCCCCAAGGUCACGAUACACUCCUCUCUGGGUACCUUCGACACCAAGGAGGACGGCUCCGCCACCGCGUACAUCAUCAACGGCCCUGAGACCAACGUGGCCGCGGGGAGCGGGUUGAGAGGGAUCCGUUGGCUGAGAGGGCCCUAGCAUUGGGCCCGUUGCUUGACAAAAGUUGCCCGUCUUGGUUUCCUGUUAAACCAGCGCCGACGCCUCUUCCGUGGUAGCCUUUGAUGUUCUGCGGUCUGCGAUGCUACAAUACCUUUGACGACGUGCGCCAUCGACUCGUGCUUCCUGCUUAAGGAGCACCCUCGUCUUUGAUCUGUUG